Messenger RNA from Athene cunicularia (burrowing owl), 5154 nucleotides. RefSeq names its product beta-transducin repeat containing E3 ubiquitin protein ligase (gene BTRC). The transcript has 16 exons. Gene Ontology annotation, molecular function: protein dimerization activity. NCBI's taxonomy places the organism in Eukaryota, Metazoa, Chordata, Aves, Strigiformes, Strigidae. Bases 2 to 1843 code for a protein of 613 amino acids. The record is from RefSeq and is a predicted model, not a curated record.
CAUGCCCCGAAUACACAUGCCAAAAGAUGGAUUCCAACUUAUAUCUUCUGGAUACCAAGCAUGGCUAAAGCAGUGCUCUAUGCCCAGAUCUCUGUGGCUGGGCUGCUCCAGCCUGGCGGACAGCAUGCCCUCGCUGCGAUGCCUGUAUAACCCAGGGACUGGCGCACUCCCAGCUUUCCAGAAUUCCUCUGAGAGAGAAGACUGUAAUAAUGAUGAGCCCCCUAGGAAGAUCAUUCCCGAGAAGAAUUCACUUAGACAGACCUACAACAGCUGUGCCAGACUGUGCUUAAACCAGGAAACAGUAUGUCUAGGAAGCACUGCUAUGAAGACUGAAAAUUGUGUGGCCAAAACAAAACUUGCCAAUGGCACUUCCAGUAUGAUUGUGCCCAAGCAGAGAAAACUGUCUGCAAGCUAUGAGAAGGAGAAGGAACUCUGCGUCAAGUAUUUUGAACAGUGGUCGGAGUCUGACCAGGUGGAGUUUGUGGAGCACCUCAUCUCCCAGAUGUGUCACUACCAGCAUGGACAUAUAAACUCAUACCUCAAACCCAUGUUACAGCGGGACUUCAUCACUGCACUGCCAGCUCGGGGAUUGGAUCACAUUGCUGAGAACAUUCUGUCAUACCUGGAUGCCAAAUCAUUGUGUGCUGCUGAGCUGGUGUGCAAGGAGUGGUACCGAGUGACGUCGGAUGGCAUGCUGUGGAAGAAGCUCAUCGAGAGAAUGGUCAGGACGGACUCCCUGUGGAGGGGGUUGUCAGAGAGGAGAGGAUGGGGACAAUAUCUAUUUAAAAAUAAACCUCCUGAUGGGACUGCACCACCCAACUCCUUCUACAGAGCACUUUACCCUAAAAUUAUACAGGACAUAGAGACAAUAGAGUCAAACUGGAGGUGUGGAAGACACAGUUUACAGAGGAUCCACUGCCGAAGUGAGACAAGCAAAGGGGUUUAUUGUUUACAGUAUGAUGAUCAGAAGAUAGUAAGUGGCCUACGAGACAAUACUAUUAAGAUCUGGGAUAAGAAUACAUUGGAAUGCAAGCGCAUUCUCACCGGACACACGGGUUCUGUCCUGUGCCUCCAGUAUGAUGAACGGGUGAUCAUUACUGGAUCUUCGGACUCAACAGUCAGGGUGUGGGACGUGAAUGCAGGUGAGAUGCUGAAUACACUGAUUCACCACUGUGAAGCAGUACUGCACCUCCGCUUCAAUAACGGCAUGAUGGUGACAUGUUCCAAAGACCGUUCCAUUGCUGUGUGGGACAUGGCUUCACCAACAGACAUCACCCUGAGGAGGGUACUAGUAGGGCACCGAGCUGCUGUCAACGUGGUGGACUUUGAUGACAAGUACAUUGUAUCAGCAUCAGGUGACAGAACUAUAAAGGUAUGGAACACUAGUACCUGCGAAUUUGUGCGCACCUUAAAUGGCCACAAACGAGGCAUUGCAUGUCUGCAGUACAGAGACAGGCUAGUAGUGAGCGGCUCUUCAGAUAAUACUAUCAGACUGUGGGAUAUCGAGUGUGGGGCAUGUUUACGAGUACUAGAAGGCCAUGAAGAGUUGGUGAGAUGCAUACGCUUUGAUAACAAGAGGAUAGUCAGUGGGGCAUAUGAUGGGAAAAUUAAAGUAUGGGAUCUUGUGGCUGCUUUGGACCCUCGUGCUCCAGCAGGGACCCUCUGCUUGCGAACCCUUGUGGAGCAUUCUGGAAGAGUCUUUCGACUUCAGUUUGACGAGUUCCAGAUCGUCAGCAGCUCACAUGAUGACACCAUCCUCAUCUGGGAUUUUCUGAAUGACCCAGCCGCCCAAGCAGAAUCCACUCGUUCCCCGUCCAGAACAUACACCUACAUCUCAAGAUAAAUAACACUACACUGUACCUCACACUCGCACAGGACUCAUUUCAGCUGCAGUAUUUAAAUUAUCUGCCAAUGCCAGGACAAAAGAACUAUCCACGUAACCAACACUUGCUGAAGAGAGAGGCUCUCAGACUUGUUUCUGGAACAAAGUUGGCAUGCGGUUGAUCUCAGACAGGGUCUACUCAGCGCGGCUGACUGCUAAAGUGCUGCUAUAUCAGAAGAUGACUUUUAUCUUUCAUGAACAGUUAACAUUUUUAAACCUUUCCAUCCCUUUCCUCCCUCAUCCCCCUUUUCCUGUUCACUCCUCUUCCCUUUACCCUGUUUGGUUCCCCUCCAAACCCAGUCACAGAUGUCCUAUGAAUAUAUUUAAGAUGUUGCCAGAAUGUGUUGCUUUGCUGUUAAGCAGAAGACUUAUAGCCACAGUGCAUCCUGCUGAGAGAGUCCCUUUGGGGUGGGUGGGAGGGUGGGUGGGGAGGAGGCUGCUACUCUCAGACUGAAAUCAUAUCCAUCGCUAGGCCUUUGAAAAAGCAUUCAUCUCUGAAGAGCAACAGAAACAGUUAUAACAGCCAGACCAGCUCCCCCCUGACUUCCCUGCGGCUUUUGGCUGUUCUGACUGCAGACCUAUUUUUUGUGGAGAGAGGACCCUUGAAAUUUGACUAUUAUGAGCCAAAUCCAUCUCUUUCCUCUCCUGCCUGCUAUGCUAACCCUUUGGAAGCUGGAUGUGUAUUAUAGUCUCCCUUAACAUCUGCUUGGCUGGGGAAUGCUAGUCAAUGAAAAGUUAAACUCUCUUCUGCCAAAGUCCCAAGCAUGAUGGACUGGGGCUGACAUCCUGUACCCCCUACCCCAGGUGAAAUGUUGGCCCAGGGCAGUAUUUCACUAGCAAAGGGAUUGUCUGUACCAUCUUCCUUCUGCGGUUCUCCCUGAAGACAGUGUUUUGCUGAUGGCUUACGAAUCAUUUAGUAAAUUGGAGGAGGUUUGAGGCUGGGGUGGGGAGGAAAGCUGGAUGUUGCUGCUUUCUUUCUAUUCCUUCUCCCUUCAGAGAGGCUGUAGCUGGGUGCUGGAAGAAGGAGCUGCGAAAAACCUCAUGGAGCUCUCAAGAUCGAGCCACCCUAGAGCAGAGACACUAUGCAAAUGCUCUGGCCAUGACAAUAAGACCUUGCUCAUGUGAACGAGCAAAUGCACAGUCCCAUGGUGAUGGCAGAUGGGUAAAAUGAGUAUGGCCAUGAGUACAGUCCUUAGAGUUAGCAGUGGCUUCAGGCCAGUUCUGCAGUAUUUCUGGGUCUGGCCUUGCUAGAAAACCUUCAGAGGGAGAGCUUUUGGUGUGCUUCUCUAACCUAUGUUCAUGCUGCAUUGUGGUUUAGGGACACAGGCUGGUUAGCCCCUUUGCUGAUAGCUGAGCUGGAUCUUUGCUUUCUAGCUGAGGCUUUUGCAAAUUGCUGUUGUUCAGAAGAUAAAAAUAGUCCUAAAGGGGAGAGACAUGAGAAAUAAUUCUGCAUGUCACUGAACUAGACAGAGGGGUCUGGGAGAAAACAUCUCUAUUUACAGAGCCGGAAGGAAUUGCAGCAGGCCUGCAUUUAGAUCAGGAAAGACUCUUUAAAUCAUUUCCUGACCAUUACAGGUUUGAGCCCAGAUCUUCCACUGUAGCUCUUGAAUAACCCCACUGCCUUAGUGGACAAUUGCUCCAAUCCCACAACAGGAAACCGGGGUCUUUCGUCUCUGGGCUGGAGGGGCUUUAAACAGGCUUUGUUAACACCCUCUAAACUUGGAACCUGGCAGAUGGGAAAUUUUUUAAAGCUAUUCUCAUCAAGUUCACUUUGCUGGGGAAACAGUUGCAUUGUUUCUAAUUGCUUGGGAUACGCUUUUUCCACCAAUUAAAUUUUUCAAGGAGCUGGUCUAAGAGUCCCCAAAGAGCAGUCCAGAGGACUUCAAUCAUUUUGGUGACAGUUAAGACAGACAAGAAGGUGAUGGAGUUAUGGAAGAAAGGAAAGCUGGUGCUUGGGGAGUACCUAGUGCAGUUCCUGAAGCACAUGGGCAGUGGUGUUGAGCACUCAGCUGCCUGUAUUUUCAUUGAGCCUAAAGACUACAUCAGUUCUAAAGAGUGUCUCAAAGCGUGUGGUGACACUCCUGGUUUCUGUUUGAACUAUUACUGUAAGAGAGUCAAGCACGUUAACAACUCAACUCUGCUCAGGUAACGCUGACAGUGUGACUUACCUCUGCAGAGUCAUAACAGUUCUGAGUCAGAACAAGAAGUUCAUCCAGAACCAAUUUUGGCACUACUUUUAAGUCUAGGAACACUGUUUGGGAUUUCAGGCAGCUCUACUAUCAAACAUACUGCAGUCCCAAAGCUAAAGUGGCAAGGGAGCAGAGGGGAUCAAAGUUUACAUCCCAAGCUUUGCUGAGUUGAAGUUCUGAGUCUUAUUCUUCAUGUUAUUUGAACACUUCCUUUAAGUUCAGUUAUGCAGCAUGGUUGCAUAUCAACAGGGGUUUAUAUGAUCUUGGCUGCAGAUUUAAUAGUUAUUUUCCUCAGUUUGGUCAUCCACUGUCUUUUACAUUUAGGUUAUUGUAGAAAAUAAUUACCUGUUACUCCAGCCUCUGAAGGCUACAGAACUUCCUAAUUUUUUAAUUGAAUCUCUGUGGCCAAUGCUUACAAGGAUGCAUUUUAUUUUGCUAGUUGAGAGAAUUUGGGAGAACCAGAAGACUGGCUGGCCAAACACAGAGACAGCACCACUGCAGACUGUCCUUGGUUGUCAUAGCCCUGCUGCUCUAUGCUGCUAUUCUGUAACUUCUAAGCACUGUUGGGUCUUCAGGUGGUACCAUAGUUUGAACUCUGCUGUAUAGGGCUGUUUAAGGUACAGUUAGUGAGCAACAGCUGAAAUCCAUUUUUGGUACAUGGUAAGAGAAUGUUGUCUUGCCCUCAAGAAUGGACUCUGGGUACUUCAUACGGAAGUGCAGAAGGGUGAGGAUUCCUACCCCGCUCCCCAAGUUAUACAGAUUUUCUGAUAGCUAAGAAGGAAACUGAAGUUAACUGAUCUAACUUGAACUUGAAACUGCCACAGCCUGACAUUUGGUGGUGUUUAUUUGUGCACCCAGGGAGGAGCAAUCUGGUAAGUAGAUCUCCCAGUGUCAGAAGAAAAUGGCUUUUUCAAACUCUGCCCCCCCCCCCUCCCCCCUUAGGAUAUGUGUGUGAGUGUGAGUGUGCAAGAGUGCAUGUGAGAGAGAGGUUUCAGCAUGAACUGGAUGGAUAAUCCCUCAGCCAGGUUGGAGUAAUUGCAGAGUUUAUAAUGAAAAGAACUAGAACGUGCCUGCUGAAAGGAG